This is a messenger RNA of Daucus carota subsp. sativus, 633 nucleotides long. RefSeq names its product auxin-responsive protein SAUR76. The transcript has a single exon. The coding region runs from base 136 to 495 and encodes 119 amino acids. NCBI's taxonomy places the organism in Eukaryota, Viridiplantae, Streptophyta, Magnoliopsida, Apiales, Apiaceae. The record is from RefSeq and is a predicted model, not a curated record.
ACAUUACCACACAUACAAGCCAGUGGCAGGCCAGUCAAGUAGGCACGUACAGGGGCGGAACUAGUAAGAGGCAUCAUAUUAUAAAUUCCAUAACACGAACACGACACGCAUGCAUAUUAGUGUCCAUAAUUGAGAAUGGAGUGCUUGGUUCUGCCAGUUUCUUUACUGAGACGGCAGUGCAUUCGGACGCGGCUAGGCUACCGGGAGCUGAAAGGCGGAGGUUUCGGGACGUCGGAUGAUCCGGUGAGGGUGGUGGUGGGGAAGGAGAGGAGGGAGUUCUGGGUGGAUCCGUUUGUUUUGGAGGAAAACCCGUUUAGAGUUUUGAUUGAAUUGGUGAAUAGAAAUGAGGGGAGGGGGAGCAAGAAGAGAGUGUUGUUUGUGGAUGUGGAUGCUAUAUUGUUUGAGCACAUGUUGUGGCUCAUGCACAAUGAUUCUUCUUCUUUGUUUCAGCUCAAUCUGAAAGAAGUUGUUGAUUUCUAUGCUCAAGAUUUUUGAGUUUUUAUUUGGGUCUAGUUGGUUAGCUACAAAAAUAAUUGUUACCGGAUCAAAUAUAGCCAUGUUAAAUUUAGGAGUCUCUGGUUUGUAAAGUUUAUAUUGUUGAAUCUGAUUAUUGAGUAACUGAUUCUAUUGAGA